Pimephales promelas (fathead minnow) is the source of this 2347-nucleotide messenger RNA. RefSeq names its product WASP family member 2 (gene wasf2). The record is from RefSeq and is a predicted model, not a curated record. Gene Ontology annotation, biological process: actin cytoskeleton organization; positive regulation of Arp2/3 complex-mediated actin nucleation. Gene Ontology annotation, molecular function: actin binding; Arp2/3 complex binding; protein kinase A regulatory subunit binding. Gene Ontology annotation, cellular component: SCAR complex; cytoskeleton. Lineage: Eukaryota; Metazoa; Chordata; Actinopteri; Cypriniformes; Leuciscidae.
CGCUGCCAUACAGAUCUUGUUACAGUACUUGUAGACAUUUUGUCGGCUCAGAAAAUUAUGGACGGCAUGAAACUCAGGGAAUGGAACUGCUGAGGUAGUUGAAAAGCCAGAAGACGUCGGCAUCUAAGGCCAAAUCUAUACAUAUAUCCAGAGGAAGGUGACUGAUAAGCUCCCAUCAUGCCUUUGGUGACGCGAAACAUCGAGCCACGGCACCUCUGUCGCCAGUCACUGCCAAAUACAAUCAAGAGUGAACUGGAGUGUGUGACCAACAUCACUCUUGCAAACAUCAUUCGCCAGCUUGGAUCACUUAGUAAGUAUGCAGAGGAUGUGUUCGGCGAACUGUUUAUUCAAGCCAGCUCGUUUGCUGAUCGGGUCAAUACGCUGGGAGAGAGAGUGGACAAGCUGCAGGUCAAAGUCACCCAGCUCGACCCUAAAGAAGAGGAAGUUUCUCUUCAGGCAAUCACCAGCCGCAAAGCCUUCCACUCCAAUUCCAUCAUGGAUCAGCAGCUCUUCAUUAGGUUAUCACUACCACAACCUAUCCAUGAGACCUACCUGACCUGCAACGAGCCGCCCCCCCUCAACAACCUCAGCUGUUACAGGGAUGAUGGUAAGGAGGCUCUGAAGUUCUACACUGAUCCAUCAUAUUUCUUUGACCUUUGGAAAGAGAAAAUGCUUCAAGAUACCAAGGACAUUAUGAAAGAGAAACGAAAGCACAAGAAGAAGAAAGACGACAACCCUAACCGAAGGAACUUUAACCCGCGAAAAAUCAAAACCCGAAAAGAUGAAUGGGAACGCCGGAAAAUGGGGGAGGAGUUCGUUGUCCCCAAACUCGAUGCCAUGGGUAACUCCAUAGAAGGGUUGAACGGCAGUAUUGGCUCUGGUGAUGAUGCUUUUAAUCACUCUGAUGGUUAUUUGGACCAAAGCACAAACUCCUACAGCUAUGAUCCCGGCUCUCCUCUCCCACCUCCGAUGCAGGAGGACUUCCCACCACCACCUCCAGACGCGCCGUAUAACGAAUCUGGUGGUGCGCCUCCAAAGCGUGGCAGUCUUUUAAGUCCCAGUCAUCCUCCUCCAGCUCCACCAACGAUGCCUUCUUCUCCAGGCCGUCCAAAUGUGGCUCCACCUCUGGCGCCGCCACCACCUCCCCCUCCCGGUGGCAUGAUCCCACCUCCACCACCGCUAGGUUUCGAUUCGCCGCCGUCUCCUCCCCCAUUCUCUAGCAAUUCUGCUUCCAUCCCACCUCCACCACCCAUAGAAGUCUCUAUUCCAGCUCCUCCUCCUCCACCCAUUGGGGGUGGACCACCUCCUCCUCCCCCUCCCCCUCCUCCUCCAGGCCCUCCUCCACCCUCCGCUCCUGCUCCUCCUUCUUCAGCAACAGUUCAUGCUCCCGCCGCUCCCAAAGCCCAGCCUCCUGCCCCCGAGGGUGGUGUUCGCAGUGAUCUUCUUUCAGCCAUCCGUCAAGGAUUUAACCUGCGUAAAGUGGAGGAACAGCAAGAGCUGGAGAAGAGAGGUCGCACAGAUAACGAUGUUGCAGCGAUCCUGUCCCGUCGCAUUGCCGUGGAGUGCAGCGACUCCGAGGACGAUUCAUCCGAGUUUGAUGAUGAUGACUGGUCUGACUAAAGCUGUCAUCCUGCUCUUCAUCACCUGUGCUAUGACUUCUCAUAUUACCUGUUUACCUGCAGUGAGGCCAAAAGCAAAUAAGGGGAAGUGGGCCAAAAAGCGUGUGUGUGUGUGUGUGUGUUUGUCAAGAGGGUUGAGUCUAAUCUAAAUGAGAGAGUGAAUUAUUUAGUUGAUAAGCCUUCUCCUAUUUCAGAGCGGCUGUGCCUCUGUAUAAUUUGGCCGAAGGUAAACCGAGUGUGUGUGUAUGUGCUUCUAUAUUUUCUUCUUUAUGCAUCAGUAUCGUUUCUGUUAAAAUCCCACGAUUUAACAUUACUCUGUAUAGACUAAUCAACUAAAGCCUUCCUUACAACUAAGACGAGACACACUUUAUAAUGCAGAUAUUUAAAAAUAAUAAGAUGCGUGUCUAUGGUAUUUCUUGCACCUUGUAGAAUGAAAUAACCUUUUACUCCAUCGCAAACCGAUGUUCAUGACCAAAAGUCGUUGUCUGUUUGUUAAAUGGCACCGGCGGUGUCUGUACGGUUUUACAGCCCUCAGGUCUGACUGAUGUAGUUUUUUUUGUCCGUUCAGCCCAAGUGCCUGCUUCAUAAUGCCUGUUGUUUUAAUGCCAAAGUUUUAGAAAUUAUACAAGAUUUUGAAAUCAAAGAAAAGUGAGUUUUUUUAUUUGAUGUAUGUGGGUAAUAAUUACAAGAAUUUUCUAUCAACAAUUGAAAUAAAAUCUAAAAUAUAA